Messenger RNA from Hymenoscyphus albidus, 3722 nucleotides. The record is from the annotation of a GenBank genome assembly. NCBI's taxonomy places the organism in Eukaryota, Fungi, Ascomycota, Leotiomycetes, Helotiales, Helotiaceae.
CGUAAAUAUCGCGGGGCAGGGACAAUAUCUCUAGUGGGCUCGGCGCUCUUCAUCCCAACGAACCGUCUAAGAAUAGCAACCGAAUUCUCAUAGCGACCGACUCGAUAAUACUUGACUCAAGUUGGGACAAGAUUCUUGGAUCCGCUUGGAUAUCUGGAUAUCAGAUAUUUUCACAAUGGGUCAUCUAGCUACGCUCGCGACAUGUUCUUUGAACCAAUGGGUAUGGCACACAAGAAGCAAUGGAGACAGAAAUGCUAAUUCAGUCACGCAGGCUCUAGACUUUGUGGGAAAUCAGGCCAGAAUCAUUGAGUCGAUUCGUCAGGCUAAGGCUAAAGGAGCUUCGUCAGUGGUCCGCAUGUAGAAAACUGACAUAUGGCUCAACUAACUUUACGACAGACUUCGUAUUGGACCUGAGCUUGAGAUCACUGGCUAUGGAUGUCUCGAUCAUUUCUUGGAAAGCGACCUCUGCUUGCAUUCAUGGGAGUCCCUGGCAGAGAUACUUGACAAUGAAGUUUGUAAUGACAUGCUGAUCGAUAUCGGGAUGCCAGUCAAGCAUCGGAAUGUUCUUUAUAAUUGCCGAGUCAUCAGCUACAACAAAAAGAUUGCUUUGAUCAGACCCAAGCUUUCUUUGGCAAAUGAGUAUGUUCAUUCUUGAAAUUUUCCUCAAGUUGAACUACUACUGACGUUAUGAACAGCGGCAAUUAUUAUGAGAUGCGUUAUUUCUCACCUUGGAAAGGUAUGAAGAAGCUUCACUCAUCUCAUCACACAACCGCUUUGCUAAGUUUAAACAGGAGAGAGAAUUGUAGAGGAUUUCUAUCUCCCCCGAUGCAUCACCAAAAUCACUGGUCAGGAUAAAGUCCGAAUCGGAGACGCUCUAAUUUCAACCCGGGAUACUUGCAUGGGGACCGAGACCUGUGAAGAAUUAUUUACACCACGAGCACCAAACAUUGGCGCGGGUCUGGACGGUUGUGAGAUCAUUUCCAAUUCGUCUGGUUCACACCAUGAACUGAGAAAGCUCAAUACCCGUAUUGAUCUUAUCCGUGAAGCGACUCUCAAAUCCGGUGGAAUUUAUUUGUAUAGCAAUCAACAAGGAUGCGAUGGUGACAGAUUGUACUAUGAUGGGUGUGCUAUGAUCAUUAUUAAUGGUCAAGUUGUGGCCCAGGGUAGCCAAUUCUCUUUAGCAGAUGUCGAGGUGGUUGUCGCAACUGUGGAUCUAGAAGAGGUCCGCAGCUAUCGAUUUGCCAAAUCCCGGGCCCUUCAAGCUAUAUAUCAACCAUCAUACGAGCGUGUAGAGAUUCCCAUGAGUCUUUCUAGCGACUCGGAUGAAUUCAAUCCACUGCUUAAGCCAAGUCUUCCUAGAGAAGUUCGAUACCACACCCCAGAUGAAGAAAUCGAGUUGGGUCCAGCGUCAGUUACUUUCCCCUCCAUGGUGAGGACUUUACUGACUUAUGAAUAGUUGUUGGCUUUGGGAUUACUUACGUCGCAGCAAACAAGCUGGUAAAAUAACCCACUUUCUGAGAGUUUGAAGCUCUAAGCUGAUCAUUUUUAGGAUUUUUCAUCCCGCUAUCGGGCGGUAUUGACAGUUGCGCAACGAGUCUCAUUGUAUACUCCAUGUGUCGUCUCGUCUACAAAGAUAUCACCGAGGAUAAGAACAAACAAGUGAUUAAAGAUCUACGCCAGAUUGCCGGAGAACCCUCUACAUCAACUUGGCUGCCGAAGUCCGCGGAAGAAGUUUGCUCCCGUCUUUUUCACUCAGCAUAUAGUAAGUCUGCUCCCAGUUAAAUUGCUAAAGCUCAACAUCCUCCGCACUCAUUAUCGUUAUGUAGUCGGAUGACCCUCUGAAGGGUUCAGAGUAUUUUACUAACGACGUGCAGUGGGAAUGGCAACGAACUCUUCAGCAGAAACUCGUAAACGUGCAAAAGAACUUGCGCAGAGAAUUGGCAGCUAUCACUGCGACUUCGAUAUCGAUUCCGUAGUUACUGCAAUUACAAGCCUCUUUACAAUGGUGACCCGUUUUACCCCACGCUACAAAAUGCACGGUGGCACAAAUGCAACCAAUUUGGCUUUGCAAAAUAUCCAAGCUCGAACCAGAAUGGUUCUUGCAUAUCUAUUCGCACAGCUACUCCCAAGCGUUCGUCUAAGGAAUCAAUCCAAUUCUGAAAACCCAAAUCCAGGAAGUCUGUUAGUUCUUGGCUCGGCUAAUGUGGAUGAGAGUUUGAGAGGAUACCUCACCAAGUACGAUUGUUCUUCGGCAGAUAUUAACCCAAUAGGAGGCAUCUCAAAAACUGAUCUCAAGCGGUUCAUCAUUCAUGCAGCAGAUCAAUUUGAUAUGCCAUCUCUCCAUGAAUUUAUCGAUGCCCCUCCUACAGCAGAGCUGGAACCCAUCACGGAUGAUUAUAUUCAGAGCGAUGAAGCAGACAUGGGAAUGUCAUACGCUGAAUUGAGUGUGUACGGAAAUCUGCGUAAGCGAGAUCACCUAGGCCCUUACGGAAUGUGGUCGAAACUACUGCAUUUUUGGGGUGAUAGACUGUCGCCACAACAGAUCUACGAGAAGGUUCGCUUCUUUCAUUGGUGUUAUGGUAUCAAUCGCCACAAGAUGACUACUCUUACUCCGUCAUACCAUGCUGAGCAGUAUGGACCGGAUGAUAAUAGGUAUGAUAUGCGUCCGUUUCUCUACCCGGUGCUGGAGUGGCCAUGGAGAAAGAUUGAGAAGGUAAUUGCUGGUAUGGGAGAACGAGGAACGAAGGUUCCUGAGCAAGGCGACAAAAGUGAAACGAAGAAGACUUCUUAGAUGGGUUGAAGAAAGAAGGUUGGUCUUGGCUUACUCGAAGACGACUUAUAAACAGAAUCAGAAUCAAGCGUUUUCUGGGCAGCAUGAUGGUUAUGAAAAGAACACCCGCCCACCCGGUUCUCACAAAUUGAUCUACUGCCAUGCUUGAUAGAAGAUCCACGUGGCCUCAAAAAUAACACACAGUUGCGUUUAGAAGUGGUUCCUUUUCGAAAUAGGGUUGCUUGGCGAAUAUUAAAGUACCUCCUAAAAUGCGUUUAUUCUGUUCGACCUACGGAGUACUGUAUGGACAUAUUGUCGCGUACGAGUAUGACUUUGCAACAAAAAACGAUACUUGAGUACCGUGUUCAUUUCACUUUUUAAUAGCUUUUCUCCUUCGAGCCCUUCUUUCUGGGAGCAGAUUCGUCACAACUCUUAGAAGUCAAACUUCUUGGAAAAUCGCACAUUGGACAGUCCCUUAAACAAACAGACCUGUCGAACGGAGGCUACUUCUGCGUUUAGUUUCAAGCGUUCGUUUUUUUCCUGGAAGCCCCCGGCUAUUGUCUUUUGUCAGUCUUUUUUUCCUCCGAGAAAAUCAUCAGAAGUCCUCUCUCCACGUUUUACUUCGGGCUCAAUUCAGAUCGCGCAAAACAAGGUUUUCGAUUGCCCGACAUCUUUAUGCAUGUUUAUAUCAGGCAGCUACUGGUACUACAGUACUGUAUCGUGCUGUGAGCGAAAGGUGAGAAACGACUUCGGAAAGAUCGGCUUAUUCGUAUUCUCGAGACAUUCUUUCAAUCGCGUUACUUUGCAGUAUGUUUUACCGUUCUCUUGCAGACACCUUUGCAUUCGUCUGAACUCUUGCAUGAUCUGCGGUUGAGGCCAUUCACAUACGGGAGCAGGCCGACUUUCGGACGGUUCAUAUGCACGGAAAUCCAUUUUCCCAAAGAUCUCUUGG